This is a messenger RNA of Monomorium pharaonis (pharaoh ant), 1077 nucleotides long. Its product is annotated as dnaJ homolog subfamily C member 24. Gene Ontology annotation, molecular function: ferrous iron binding; ATPase activator activity. Gene Ontology annotation, biological process: positive regulation of ATP-dependent activity. The coding region runs from base 394 to 804 and encodes 136 amino acids. Lineage: Eukaryota; Metazoa; Arthropoda; Insecta; Hymenoptera; Formicidae. The record is from RefSeq and is a predicted model, not a curated record. The transcript has a single exon.
AAUUAUCGCUAAUUUUAUAAUCGUUAUAUUAACUUAUUAAUUAUUGCUGUUUUGUUCGCGUUCUUGUUAACAAGCUUUUAUUUGAGCAAAUUAUUGAUAUUUAAAAAAUUGCGGUAUAGAAUUGACGGCUACGCGCAGAUCUAUCUUAAAACUAUAACUUCCCUAGCAGCUAAAAUCGCUAGUAACUAGCGACAUAUACUUCAUUCUGCAAAAAGCAGCACCAGCCACCACAGACUGCAGGUAGUGCAGGUGCGGACACUGCGGACAGUGCGGAGGCAGAGCAGAGUACAGUUUGUAGGUACCACGAGGUGUCGAGGUAUUCUGUCAGUGCAGAUAGAUGUGUAUAGAGGUUAACUACGAAAAGUAAUACUCUAAUCAGAGACAUUCGUGAAGAUGCGAUUAAAUUAUUACACGGUGCUCGGGUGUAGCGAGAAUUCCACUCAGGAGGAGAUCAAGUGCGCUUACCAUCGGCGCUUGCUACAGUUUCAUCCCGAUAAGAACGAUACCGUAGAUAUCCAACAGUUUCACAACGUUAAAGAAGCUUGGCGGAUACUCGGACAUUCACAGUCCAGAAAGAAGUAUGAUGCGGCUUGCAAGCAGGAACAAUUAGAAGAAGAGGAUAGUCUAGUGUACGCACGUAUCUCAUCGAACGAUCUUCAGGAAUCCGCUGUCAAAGAUCAGUUGUUUUAUCGCUGCAGAUGCGGCGAAAAUUACUUCGUUCAUCAAGAAGAUCUUCAAAAAAGGAACAUUGAGCUUCAAAUAAUGUGCGACGGCUGUACGCUUAUUCUCAUUGUCGAGACAUAGCACAUCGGCAUUAUAGCUUGUACAACAAAUUAUAAUCUCUAAUAAUGGACUUUUUGAAAAAGCCUAUAAAACGUGGUUCAUUUUUAUUUAUUUAAGGAAUUGUUUAUGCAAACAAGAUGCACCUCUGUGCAACAAGAUUAUAGUAUGGUAAUAUGGCAAGAUAACACCCACAGCUAUAUAGAAAGAGUCGAAAUCGAACAUUUAUUUUGUACAAAAUAUGUUUCUUAGCACAAGAACAUGUUUACAGUUUGUAAUAAAUUUAAAAAAAAAAAA